This is a messenger RNA of Dujonia railenensis, 1308 nucleotides long. The record is from the annotation of a GenBank genome assembly. Lineage: Eukaryota; Fungi; Ascomycota; Pichiomycetes; Serinales; Debaryomycetaceae.
AUGUCUAGAGAUAGAUCACCUGAAAGAAGGACCGGAAGUGCUGAGCUAAAGAGAAGGAACGACUCUCAUGACUUUGAUCUACCAAAAAUCUCUAUAGACUACAAGUUUGGUGAUGCAGGAUCGUCCUGGAGGAUGAUCAAGUUGAAGAGAACUCUUGAAGCGAUCAAAGAAAGAAGCUCAAAGUCGAAAACGGACAUCAUUUUGGAAAGAUAUGGGACAGAAAUCGAGUAUGACGUUGCAACUCAAGAGAGAAAUGAAUUAGAUCAAAGAAAGAACAAACCUAAGAGCCAUUGGAUUUACGAGCCGAUUGCAACCAUUAAACAAGCGGUGAAUAAUCAACUUUCGCUAAAAGAACUUAUACAACAGGAACGCAAUUUCGCCUUUGACGAAGAUUCUGCAAAGGCAAUAUUAAAAGAUUCCACGUAUUCUAAUGAUACUGAUUACCAGGAUGAAAAUGCCGCCAAGCUCGCCUCCUUCGUGAAUUCCGGUAAGAUAAGAAUGCUGCAGAAUGGCCAAGCACAACAGGAUCCAAAAGUAUUGCAGAGAAUUAUGAAAAAUUUGGAUAGGUGUGAACUAUGUAACAAGUCUGAAGUCUUACCUAUUUCUAUGGGCCAAUAUACCUACCUAACAUUGUUGCCAUACAAUAGUUACAAUAAAUUGUACCCAUCAAAUACAAGCGUGAUUGUUGUCGACGAACAUUACAAUAAUACGCUCUAUUGUGAGGACGAAGAGUGGGAUGAAAUCGAAAAUUUCAUGAAAACUUUGGCCAUAUACUAUUAUAAAGAGUACAACAAGGGUGUAAUAUUCAUUGAAAACGCGGUAGAGCCAAUUAAGUAUCAAAAAAACCAUGCCCAUAUACUAGCUGUGCCAGUCCCGUUGUCUAUAAUGGCACAGAGUGAAGGAUAUUUCAGGGAAGGAAUACUUUCUAACUCAGAUGAGCUAGAUGAUCAGCAUAGUUCCAUACUAAACACGAAAGAGAAAAGUAAAGAAUAUCCUGGAAGUAACAGAAGACAGGUUGGGUUUAAGCAACUAAUUGCUAAAGAGGCUCCAUAUUAUCACGUCUGGUUCAAUUUAGACGGAGGAAUAGGGCACAUAGUACAGGAUUUUCAUCAAUGGCCCAAGUAUGAUUUGUUCACCAGACAAAUAGUAGGCGAAGGUUUGCUCAAGUGUGAUGAUCCUACCCAGAUCAACAAUUCUAAAGAUUACAAGAAAUGGGUUAGUUCGGCACAUAAAGGUGAAGAAAAGGAGAGGGUUGAGAAGUUCAGGAAGAAGUGGGAUGUCUACGAUUGGACCAAACCUGCAACUUAG